AUGAAUCAGCCGCGUCGCAAGUCUGCGUUCCGCAUCGAGCCGUUUCGGCACAAGGUGGAGAUGGACCCGCGAUACGCGGAGAAGACGUGGGGCAUUCUCGAGGACGCCAUCCACCAGAUCUACAACCACAACGCCUCGGGCCUCAGCUUCGAGGAGCUCUACCGGUCUCCGUCCACAGCAUCUACAAUCACAACGCCUCCGGCCUCCGCUUCCAAUAGCUCUAUUGGUACGCGCCUCCUUCCGCCCUGCGUCGCUGUCUCUUCGCUUCUGCAAAUCCGCCCUUCCAAGAGCUCUAAAGGCACGUUGGCCUCAGUUUCGCCGUUCCAAGAGCUCUACCGGCAUGAGCACGGCGACUGCCUCUACGCGUGGCUAGUAGGCGCGCUAAGAGUGUCUUUCCCCUCGUGCCCUCCCCCCCUCCCAUCCCAUCACAGCAACGCGUACAUCAAGGUGUUGCACAAGUACGGCAACCGCCUCUAUGCGGAGCUGGGUAGCACUCUUCAUGUGUCUUUCUUGUCAUUCUUCCCUUUAUCCCCCCUUUCAUCCCAUCCCAUCCCCUCCCCCCCCUCCUCCCGUCACAGCAACGCGUACAACAUGGUACUCCAUAAGUACGGCAACCGCCUGUACGCGGGGCUGGUAGGCAACCGCCUGUACGCGGGGCUGGUAGGCAACCGCCUGUACGCGGGGCUGGUAGGCAACCGCCUGUACGCGGGGCUAAGACUGUCUUUCCCUUGUCUCUCCCUGUGUUUUUACCCACUUCCCCCUUUCCCCCUCCCCCCUCCCCCCAAGCAACGCGUACAACAUGGUACUCCAUAA
Messenger RNA from Closterium sp. Yama58-4, 813 nucleotides. Lineage: Eukaryota; Viridiplantae; Streptophyta; Zygnematophyceae; Desmidiales; Closteriaceae. The record is from the annotation of a GenBank genome assembly.